Messenger RNA from Trichogramma pretiosum, 1185 nucleotides. It is a transcript of the gene Sting, whose product is annotated as stimulator of interferon genes protein-like. The record is from RefSeq and is a predicted model, not a curated record. Lineage: Eukaryota; Metazoa; Arthropoda; Insecta; Hymenoptera; Trichogrammatidae. Gene Ontology annotation, cellular component: autophagosome; endoplasmic reticulum membrane. Gene Ontology annotation, biological process: autophagosome assembly; reticulophagy; positive regulation of type I interferon production. Gene Ontology annotation, molecular function: cyclic-di-GMP binding; 2',3'-cyclic GMP-AMP binding. The transcript has 10 exons. The coding region runs from base 79 to 1185 and encodes 368 amino acids.
AACGGUAGACGGCGUGUGCGAUUCGAUCGACGCUGGUAAACAAUCAGUGGAUAAUUUGUUCGACAGUCAAUCGCGAAAAUGUUUGCAGAAACUCGUCCAGUAUCCAACGAAAUUAAUUAUAUUCUCUUUGCUUUACUUCUAAUAAUUUCUGGCUAUAGCUUGAACUCCAAAAAUUUUGCUGAGACUAUCAGAGAUACAUUUCAACUUUUUUUAGUUAUUACAUCUGCUUUGCUUAUUUGCGUGAUAUUGUAUAGAAUAAGAUUAUUUCUAGAAGAGUUGAUUUUUAUUAACUCUGAAUACAAUGGAAAUAUUAAGUCAGUUAUUGCAGCAACUAUGUCUUUCAAUAUGCCCUCAUCAAUUGUACUUGCCAUUGUAUUCUUUUCAGCUCUUUCAUGUGUCAUCAACACUAAACUUGAUAUUGGUAAUACUAUUCAUUCAAACUUAUGGGCUACAUUAUUAACUUUCACUAGCUCAUUACUUCUAUUAUAUACAAUAAAUAUUAAUGAAUGCAGAAGACUGAAAACUGAAGCAAUAUUUACUGCAGAUGGGCUGGAUGCAGGUACUGCAAUGGCCUGCAGUUAUUUUUACGGAUACUUGAAUAUUAUUUUACCAGCAAGCGGAGGAACUGAAAGAACAGGAAUGUUGAACUUACUGGAAAAUUUUGAAGCUGCAGAGUGUAAUGGUAAUCCAAACAUUUCAGUUCCAGUUAAAAAAAUGUUCAUUCUCAUACCUUCAUCAUCAUAUAUUCCUACUGAUCUCAAAGACAUUUCAGAUGGAUGGCUAGAACAUUCAAAAAAUUUAGAAAUGAUUGUAAUGGAUAGAGCUGGAGUGAAGAAGAGGACUUACCACAAUACAGUUUACAAGUUACACACUGAAGGACCAAAAACUCGUGGUAAAUCCAUUUUUCUUGCUACUGAAGGAGCGACUCCUUUAAAAACCUUUUUGGAGACUAAAGAUCAAUCAUUGCGUUAUGGAGGAAUCUAUAAGGAAUUUAACAGAGAAAUUGUAAGAAAUUUUUAUCUGACUCUAAAGAAGCUUCUUGCUGAUAAUCCAAGUUGUGGAGAUUAUUGUGAACUUGUUUAUUAUGAAGAUUACAUUGGAGGGAAAAAAGUUAACCCAGCACAUAUAUUAUUAAAAAGAGUAAAAAAUAUACUUUUAACUGAAGCCAACUUAAAUAAAAAAUAA